AUGCAAGAUGGAGGAAGCGGUAACGCGCACCCUAGCACUGUCUAUCACUGCCUCUACGCGCACAUCAAGCCCGGCUAUACUAGAAGCCAUCUUGCCCACGUCUUCAAUAAGACCGAACACACGAUCGGCAAUUGGCUGCAAGCCUACUACGAGACCGGAGUGUUCCAGCGUGCUCGGACCACUCGAGAGAGGAAGUACACGAAGCAGCAACGGGUGUGGCUUUUUAACUACUACCAACAUCAUCCACUCUCCUACUUAGAUGAAGCCCAGGACGCCUUCAAACGAACUCACGGCACCGAGAUCUCCAAGAUAUCAGUGUGGCGAAUCAUUCACUCGUUUGGUCUGACGUGGAAGGUGUUGGAGCGGAGGGCGAUUCACAUCAAGGAGCAGGACGUCUUCCGUUUCGUGGAAGAGCUUAGUCACCUCGACUGGAGCCACCACAACCUCGUUUUCCUCGAUGAGAGAAAACCUCGUGUGUCGAUCCUGGCCUUUAUUGGUGUCAACGGCAUUAUCGACUACUUCAGUACGGAAGGCACUUUCGAUCGGCUAGAGUUCACCAAGUGCUGUCAAGACCUGAUGCACAUGGAGAGGGGGCCGAUACGCCAGUAUCCUGGACCAAACUCAAUCUGGAUCAUGGAUGGGGCUACAAUCCACCGACACCCGGAAAUUAUUCACUAUCUACGAAGCGUCGGUUUAGUGGUGAUCUUCUUGCCAGCGUAUUGUCCGUUUUUUAAUCCUAUCGAGUUCCUCUUCGGAUACGUCAAGCGCUCCUUUCAACGACAGUACUCGGAAGCUAGCGGGCGAGAUUUGACUCCAUUCGUCGUUCAGACGUUUCAACGCUUCAGAGAUUUCGACAUGAGCAAGGUGUUCGAGCACUGCGGUUGGAAGAAACAAGGCUACUUCGAUCUUGUUGGACAUCUUUCAGGUGAGAACAAAGCCGAACUCGCUGCUAGUUAA
Messenger RNA from Phytophthora sojae, 957 nucleotides. RefSeq lists its product as hypothetical. The transcript is spliced from 2 exons. Lineage: Eukaryota; Oomycota; Peronosporomycetes; Peronosporales; Peronosporaceae. Gene Ontology annotation, molecular function: nucleic acid binding. The record is from RefSeq and is a predicted model, not a curated record. The coding region runs from base 1 to 957 and encodes 318 amino acids.